Molecule: messenger RNA, 1287 nt
Organism: Spodoptera litura
Lineage: Eukaryota; Metazoa; Arthropoda; Insecta; Lepidoptera; Noctuidae
Gene: SPARC
Product: secreted protein, acidic, cysteine-rich
Biological process (GO): anatomical structure development
Molecular function (GO): calcium ion binding; collagen binding; extracellular matrix binding
Source: RefSeq, a predicted model, not a curated record
GCCCGGGACGCGCACACGCCGGGCGGCGCACGCAGCGCCCGCGCCAGUCGGCUGCGCGCUCAUCCCGCGGAGGACGCUCGCUGACUUCACACUCCAAUUGGGCCUGGUACCUGAAUAAGUUGAACAAUGAGGGGUCUCCUGGUGCUGGCCCUCGUGGUCGCAGUUCUAUGCACAGUCGAUGCUGAGCGUCACCGGCGACGACACCGACGGCUCCGGACUACCACCACGGAGCGACCAGCUCCGCCGGAAAUAGCGGUGCCAGUGCGCGAGGACUCAGAGGCUGAGCACCUCGAGCUCGGCAUGGCGGAGAGACUGGACGAGAGGCGCUUCCAGGAUGCGGAGAGGUCACGUGUCAACGAGAUCAUGAACGAAGCGUCCUCGCGCGAGGGCGUCGGCAGCGACAACGAAGUCAACGUGUUAGACGAUCCCUGUCUGAGGGUACACUGCAGCGCUGGACGCGUGUGUGAGAUCGACGAACACGGAGACGCUGUCUGCAACUGCAUCAAGGAGUGCCCAUACGAGACAGACUCUCGCCGCAAGGUGUGUACGAACCACAACGAGACCUGGACGUCAGACUGCGAGGUGUACCAGCAGCGCUGCCUGUGCCUGGACGGGUCCGAGCUGUGUCGCGGCCCGCAGUACCACCACGUGCAGAUCGAGUACUACGGCACGUGCCGCGAGAUGCCGGAAUGUAGCGAGAACGAGAUGUUGGACUUCCCCCGGCGCAUGCGUGACUGGCUGUUCAACAUAAUGCGUGAUAUGGCGGAGAGACGCGAGCUGACUCCUCAUUACCUGAAGAUGGAGCGCGAGGCCGAAUCCAACCUCACCCGGCGCUGGACUAACGCAGCCAUCUGGAAGUGGUGCGACCUCGACGCGCACGACAACGACAGGUUCGUAUCCCGGCACGAGCUGUUCCCGAUCCGCGCGCCGCUGAUGGCCUUGGAGCACUGCAUCGCGCCCUUCCUGGACCGCUGCGACGAGGACGACGACCACCGCAUCACGCUCGCCGAGUGGGGCAAGUGUCUGCAGCUGGACGAGUACGAGCUGGAGGACCGCUGCGACGAGUUCACCGAGGACCCGCCGGCCGGGCUCUGAGCGGCGCGCCCACACUGCAGCACACAGUCGGAUGGUUUCUCUUAAUGUUAAGUACGCUAUGUUACGUUACAUAAAUAAUAUUUCUAAAGUAAAUGAACCGUUACGCAGCGGCGCCCGUGCGCUCAUGUAAAUAGCAAUUACUGUGAUCACGCUACCAAAACUUUGUCGUUUUACAAUAAAUUCUAGAAAGUA